AUGGCUAUUGGUUUUGAGGGCUCUUUUACGUUUGGAAGUCAGGGACACAGUGGAGGACUUGCUGUUCUUUGGAGAAAUAAGGAGGAAGUAGAAUUGAAGACCUUCAGUACUCACCACAUCGAUAUGAUCAUAACUGUCCCUGAAUGGCCCCAAUUUCGUCUCACUGGUGUCUAUGGAGAGCCAAAUCGAUCAAAAAGGAAACUCACCUGGAAGCUCAUUAGUGAUCUUGCUAAGUUGUCCAAUCUGCCAUGGUGCCUCAUAGGAGAUAUGAACAAUGUCACUUGUCAAAGUGAUAAAAGAGGAGGAAGGCCUUAUCCUACUUGGCUCAUUGAAGGCUUUCAAAGUGUGUUAACUAGUUGUGGGCUCAUUGAUAUGGAGAUGGAAGGUUACAAAUUCACAUGGGAAAGAGGAAAGGGUACAGAUAAUUGGAUUGAAGUCAAGCUUGAUCGAGCGUUUGUCACUUCAAGUUGGUUUGAUAAGUUUCCAAAUGCAAGACUCACCAAUCUUGAAGUUUCUACCUCAGACCACUGCCCAAUUCUUCUAUCCCCUGCUGUCCAAGUUCACAAACCUCCCAGCCGUAGCUUCAAAUUCGAGAAUGCAUGGCUCCGAGAGCCAAUGUGCAGGAAAAUUAAGUUGCUGAAAGGGAGACGAGAUACUGAUUCGGCCAAAAGAUACAAGGAGGAAAAUGAAAAGCUUGCCGAAAUCCUUACUCAGAAAGAAAUUUUUUGGCGACAGAGAUCUAAGCAGCUAUGGCUUAAGGAAGGUGAUCAUAAUUCUAAAUAUUUUCAUGCUGCUGCCAAGACAAGAAAACGAAACAACCAGAUUAAUUCUCUCCGUAAUGACUCUGGUAAUAUGGUUGGUUGGGAUGAUGGAAUUCAAGAGGUUAUGGAGGGAUAUUUUCAACAACUAUUCACCCCCACGGUAACUAGCUGGAACCAGGUAAUAGAUUGUAUCCCAACAACUAUUACUCCGGUUCAAAAUAUGCAUAUUUCAGCCCCGGUUGAAGAGAGUGAAGUCAAAAAAGCCUUGUUCCAGAUGCAUCCAGACAAGUCCUCGGGACCAGACGGCAUGAGCCCGGGAUUUUAUCAAAAAUUUUGGGAUGUUUUGCGCCAUGAUGUGGUUCAACUAGUAAAAGAUUUCUUCCAAAAUGCAACCUUUCCAGAUCAGUUACCUGCUACUAAUAUUGUCCUUGUGCCUAAGAAGAAACAACCCACUUCCAUGACUGAAAUCCGACCAAUCUCUUUGUGUAAUGUCUUGUACAAAGUCAUCUCUAAGGUACUUGCCAAUAGAAUUAAGUCGGUUCUUAAUCUUGUUAUUUCUGAAACCCAAAGUGCAUUCAUUCCUAACCGAUUGAUUACUAACAACAUUAUGGUGGCUUUUGAGAUUAUGCACUACAUGAAGAGAAAAACUGCAGGAAGAAAUGGAGUUAUGGCACUCAAACUUGACAUGAGCAAAGCGUACGAUAGAGUGGAAUGGGGUUAUUUGCAGGCUGUCCUUAUCAAGAUGGGAGUCGAUAAUCACACAACUUCUCUUCUUAUGAGCUGUGUUACCUCGGCUACAUACCAGAUUGCUCAUGCUGGCAGACUUUUUGGCUCUAUUACACCGGGUAGAGGGUUACGUCAGGGAGACCCAUUGUCUUCUUAUUUGUUCAUCAUUUGCACAGAAGGUUUCUCAGCAUUACUGAAACAUUAUGAACAAAGACAACAAUUAAGAGGCAUUCAAAUUGCUCGUGGGGCUCCUACAGUAUCUCACAUGUUUUUUGCAGAUGACAGCUAUAUCUUCUGCAGAGCAAAUGAGAGAGAAGCUUCCAAUGUGCAAACGUUACUGAAUGUGUUUGAGCAAGCUUCGGGACAAAAGAUAAAUGCAGAAAAGUCAUCAAUUUUCUUUAGCCGAAACACUGCAGUUCAUGUAAGAGACACCAUUUGUGGGGAUAUGGGCAUACACGAGGCUGAUGAUCAUGGCACUUAUUUAGGCCUUCCUAAUAUAAUAGGCCGGAAAAAGUCUGCUAUCCUGGGUUUCUUGAAGGAGAAAGUGCAAAAAUGUAUCCAGUCAUGGGAUGGGAAACUCUUGUCCAAGGCAGGGAAAGAAAUACUCCUGAAGACCAUUGUCCAAGCACUCCCUAACUAUGCUAUGAGCGUCUUUUUGCUACCAAUUGAAACUAGCAAAGAGAUGGAACGUGCCAUGUGCAAAUACUGGUGGAGUUCUUCAUCCAAAAAGGAUAAGAACAUUCAUUGGAUGAGUUGGGAACGCAUGUGCAAGCCUAAAUCACAAGGAGGGUUGGGCUUUCGAAAUCUUUAUGAUUUUAAUGUGGCUCUUCUAGGAAAACAAGGGUGGAGGUUAAUUGUACAACCUCAUUCUCUUGUUAGCAGAGUGUUUAAAGCUAAAUACUACCCAAAUGGUACCUUUCUUUCAGCUGAGCUAGGUGGCAGUCCAAGCUUCGUGUGGAGAAGCAUCAUGGAAGCUCAACUUCUACUCAAAAAAGGGGCUGCAAUUCGUGUAGGGUCUGGUGCUUCAGUGAAUAUACUGAAUGACCCUUGGUUACCAGAUAAUUCAGACCCUUUUGUGCACACAGUAAGUAAAUCUCUCAUUGAUAAAAAGGUUUAUCAACUUAUGUCCAUAGACCAAGAUCAAUGGGAUAUGGAUAUUCUAAAUGACAUCUUCAAUGAGAGAGAUAUUAACUUAAUUGUUAGUAUCCCUAUCCAAAUCACAGAGCCGGACAUUUGGUAUUGGAAGAAAGAAAAUUUGGGACACUACUCUGUGAAGAGUGCUUAUGCUAUCAUUCAAGAAGGGAAGCAACAAUCGGCAACACCCGUUCUUACAGGUUACUGGCGUAAGUGCUGGAACUUAAAAGUUCCCCCAAAGGUGAAGAACUUUCUGUGGCAAGCCUCUACAAGCUGUCUUCCCACGAAAACACAGCUACAAACGAAACAUGUGGCUGUCAAUGCCUUGUGUCCAUUUUGCAAUGUUGAAAAUGAAACAAUCAGCCAUAUUCUUGUCACAUGUUCUUUCUCCAAAGCUUGCUGGACAGAGUUAGAACCAGCCAUAACUACUGUUGUGGUAGACACUUUUCCAAGCUGGCUGAAUCUGAUUUUUGAGAAUUGGAGUGGACGAAGUAGGCAGCUGGUAGUUAUGUUAUGCUGGGCACUUUGGAAGUGCAGAAAUGAUCUGGUAUGGAAUCAAAAAAGUGCUGAAGUCAAGGAUGUUGUAAUGUUGGCUCAAACUGUUCUUAAUCAAUGGCUAUAUGCUCAAGAUAAAAACUUUGAUCCGUCUUUAGGACUACUAUAUCCCGAAGAUGGUAAUGAGCAUUGGACCCCCCCAAACGUUGAUACAAUUAAGAUUAAUACUGACGCUGCAAUAUUCUCCUCAACCAACCGAUACAGCUACUCUUGUGUUGCUAGAUCUCAUCUUGGUAUACUGUUGGAAGCCAAGGCCAAAUGUGUGAGAGGAGUUGUUUCUCCUGAGGUUGCCGAAGCUAUUGGAAUACAUGAAGCUUUGAGUUGGAUCAAGGACAAACAAUGGAGCCGUGUGGUAAUAGAAUCGGACUGCCUUGUUGCUAUUCAAUCUAUUCGUAGCUCUUCUACCAUGUCUUCCUAUUUUGGUAGAAUUAUUAAUAAGUGCAAAAGUUUGUUAGAUGAUUUGAAAGAUUGUUUUGUUUCUUUAAGGUUUGUUAAACGGUCUGCAAACAAUGGAGCUCACUAUUUAGCGAGAUCCACUUGUUUUAUAGCUGAUCGUAGUUUGAGUGUGAGCACUGCUCCCUCGGAGUUCAUUUCUGUAUUGAUGAACGAUUUGAUUUAA
Cannabis sativa is the source of this 3795-nucleotide messenger RNA. RefSeq lists its product as uncharacterized. The record is from RefSeq and is a predicted model, not a curated record. The transcript has 2 exons. Gene Ontology annotation, molecular function: RNA-DNA hybrid ribonuclease activity; nucleic acid binding. NCBI's taxonomy places the organism in Eukaryota, Viridiplantae, Streptophyta, Magnoliopsida, Rosales, Cannabaceae. Bases 1 to 3795 code for a protein of 1264 amino acids.